UGUGACAGUCCAUGUUGACCGAAUGGCAGCUUGUGUAGUCCAGUAGUUAGUGUUGAUAAUUAGCUGAAACAGUGUGAAUGAGCUGUUUUACCGGACUCUAAUCGAGAUGUUUUGGAGUUCAGCAGGUCAGCGGGGAUGUGUCGGACUUCUCCGCUGCUGGUCCCUCACAGUCAGCCCCAGGACUUUCAUAACCGCCCGGUGCAAUCUGCACACUUCACGGUCCUUCUCCAUCUCUGCCCCCGGGAAAUCUCCAACCCACGAAGAGGUGAAACAGCCUCUGAAGCAGUGGGCUUUGGCGGUGAGCCCCUUCAGCACGGUGCGGGCACACCUGGCCUGCAGCAUCUCCAUCCGGCCGCUGGACCCGCACGCCUUCCCGGAGGCUGACCGAGCCUUCAUCACAGUCCACGCGACAGACACCGAGCAGGAGGUCGGUCUGGAUCACUUACACGUCCACUACGAUGAUCAGAGCCAAGAGCUGCUCAUCUCCGCUGAGAAGGUGAACAGCAGCGUGUCCAUUGAUCUGGCUGCACCCAUCAAAAGCAAUCUCUACAUCACUACUCAAGGAAAAGGCAACGUGAAAGUGAAGAAAAUGGAGUGUGACAUUUGCAAGGUGCAAACUGAGAGAGGCAACUGUUUGCUGCACUCUGUCAAGGGUCAUGAGGUUGAGGUGCAGUCCAAUGGAGGACAUGUCACAGGUGUGGGCACUAUCCACGGCAAUGUGGACAUCAGCACAUGUGGAGACAGUGCAGUGGAUGUCAAGAAGCUCCAGGGCACCAAGAUGAAUGUUUCAACAGAACACGGCCCUCUGCAGGUCAAAGCCAUCUAUGCUGAGUCCAGCUGCAUCUCCUCCUGCUCUGGGAGGGUACAUCUGGGACACGUACAUGGUAAAGCCACUGUGAAGAAUGUGUCUGGAGAUACGGUUAUAGAUGGUUCAAAUAGUUUCCUGAAGGUUUCCUCUCACAGCGGAGGCAUUGAUGUCUAUGUGGGAGACGGUGGCAGCGCUGAACUCCACAGUCAGGAAGGAGCGGCCUGUGUGCGUGUCCCAUCCACGUUAAGAGCAGGGGUGGAGCUCUGUGGAGCAUCGGUGGAAAUCAGCCCAGAGGUUGCUCUGCAUGGAGUAGAAAACAACGCAACUGAAGGCCAAACCACAGUUACUGGUUAUAUGAAUGGAGCGUCUCCAGUGGAGCAGUGGGUUAAAGCUCGGGCAGACAGGGGCUCUGUCAGACUGAAGACACAAAGCUGGUUUGAGUCGCUGAAGCUAGGGAGCUGAGUUAUGACCGACAGGGUUUCUGUCCAUGAUGAUAGGGCUUUACACUUACAGACAGAGCCAGAUAUUUACAGCAGAUCUUAAAGACCGAAUGUACCUUUACCUCACUGAAGUAUUUAACUCUCUGCUCAUUAUGUACUGUGCUUUCAAUGAGGAAAUGAUGUAUCAUCUAUAGUAUUUAACAAAUGUUCUGUAUGUCAAAAAUCACUGUGCAGACACUGAGUGUUGGAAGCAUGCUGAGUAAGUUGCAACUGGUUUGUGCUGAAUUGUCAAAUUGUCCAGAAUGUUAAUAAGAAACUAUUAGUUUGUUCAUAUUUUUUUAAGUUUACUUUUGGCUUCCAGUGAUUGUAUGUUUUCUGUAUGGUAUGUAAAUACUCUAAAAAUGAAUCAGAAACCUCAGACUGUGACAGUAACAUGGAAUAUCUUAGACACUUCACCCAGACUGAAGUCACUCACACCGUCAAAUUUAAUUAGUUACAAAUCAUUCCUGUCAGUUAAUGAAUUCUAAUUAAUGAACAUUAAUUAUUAUGAAAUUUUAAUCGUAACACUUAUUUAUAUAUUAAAACACAUUUCCCACAAUCCCCUUUGCACAUUCUAAAAGAGCCUAAUCUUAGUGCCUCAGAUGAGCUAAUAAACUGCACAGAAUCUGUACGUGCUUCAGCUAAUGAGCUUCAUCUCACCGAAGCAUUAUAGAUCUUACUGACUUUAUACAGUUUAGGUUCCAUAAACAAAUCCACACACUCUUCCUGACAAAAGAUUAUUAAAUUUUUUUAAUUUAAUAAGUAUAAAUAAACAAAAGGAAAAAGAUAAACAAGUACAUAUACUGCAUAGACAAACCAUCACAACAUUUAGAGAAAGAAGCAAAAGGAUUAUGAUCAAAUUUAACAAGCUCUGAAAUCAGGCUGUUGAACUGGUUGAGCAACACUAAAGAGCCCAAAUUUAAAGUGCUUUGUGGUUGGUCCUUUGUAUAUGAAUGUAUAAAACUUUGUAAAGGUCCUUUCAACUGAAGAUGGCCAACUUUUGCAAUCAGUUGUCAUCUCUGUUAAAUAAUUAGUGCUGAGUGGUAAACACCAUUUAGUGAUUCCAGAUGUGUGGCUAUAGCUCAACUACAGAUUGUAUCGCUGUAAUCUAAAACUUAAAUUAAGUUUGUCCUCAGUCUGGAACCCAGUGUAGUCACAUUGAGGCAGAGCCUGUCCUAGCACCGUCUAAGUCAGGGGUGUCCAAACUGUUCCACAAAGGGCCGGUGUGG
Messenger RNA from Toxotes jaculatrix (banded archerfish), 2516 nucleotides. RefSeq names its product family with sequence similarity 185 member A (gene fam185a). The transcript has 8 exons. The record is from RefSeq and is a predicted model, not a curated record. Bases 107 to 1270 code for a protein of 387 amino acids. NCBI's taxonomy places the organism in Eukaryota, Metazoa, Chordata, Actinopteri, Toxotidae.